Dichotomopilus funicola is the source of this 1083-nucleotide messenger RNA. RefSeq lists its product as uncharacterized. The transcript has a single exon. Bases 1 to 1083 code for a protein of 360 amino acids. Lineage: Eukaryota; Fungi; Ascomycota; Sordariomycetes; Sordariales; Chaetomiaceae. The record is from RefSeq and is a predicted model, not a curated record.
AUGCCCGGCUCCAGCGAUACUUCGGAGAUCUUAGCUCGGUACGAAGGACUUGUUACUCGGCUUCACCGGCUCGAGAAUGUCGGUACAGCCGUGGUUCACCCACCGGGAAAGAGCAAUUCUCGAAAAGAUAAUGAGUUGUGUACGGCUCGCACUAGGAGCGCCGGCCAGAACACACAAUCAUCGUCGGGGUCCACAGCCCAAGAGGGACAUGCCUCGACGGAAGAUGGCGCCCAGCACACCAUCUCUCCUAUGUUACCGGAAGGACUCCCCUCAGCUGGAAGACAAGUUUCCCCAAAGUCAGAUGGUCCUGACGCGGACGAGGCGUGGAAACUGUUUAUCUUUGGUGAUGACAAGAGUGAGGAACUUGAGAGGCAGGUGUUUGAGGAGGCUGAACGCAAUACCGUACUGGACGUACAAACCUCAACACUCACGGAUCCAUUGCAAGGCCGCGAAUCCGACGAAGCCAGUAACGUUGCGACUGUGGGCACUGGCUGCACCGGCAACAGCGACGAGAUACCAGCUCCCCCAGAGACUUGCUCAGGCUACGAGAGUCCUCGAAGUCUCGAGGUAGAAUACCAACCAACUCUGAUUCAAUUAAAUUCACGUUUCCCAACGUCAAACAGUUCGGUCCUCUCACCACACCCAGGCGCCGAGGUGGAUACCAAGAUGAUCGGUCUGAUAGAGACGGAGAAUUCCGUCGACACUUCUCACGAUGCCUUUGAGAGGCACGAGUACUCCGACAGCAGAGAUUCAGGGCCAGACACCGCCGCACCUUCGACAACCUCGCUAGCCGUCGAAGUAGGCACCGCGACAGAACAGUUCCGCUUCGCCCAACCUAGACUUUUUGUUGGUAGCCGCUCGACUAUACCAAAAGCAACACACCUCACCAGGAUUAGACCCGGUAUCAGUCUUACUAAAAAGGGAAGGGGUCGGGCGAAAAAACGAGCCAACGAUGGUCGGGCAAACAUUCGGGCUCUCCCAAACUACAGCAGUGACCCUAUUGAAGAUUUCGAGGAGUAUGGACGGGCUCGUAAGGGAGAUAGACCACAAAACUCCCUAUUCCCCGCUCUCGAGCUCACUUGA